GACUCACAGUUACAAUGAAGGAGUCGAAAUCUGGCCACAACUCUCUCUGGCGUCGUCGUAAUAAGCCUGGUUGAAUAAGAGACUGGAUUUGACGGUCAACCUUGUCCCCUCGUUCGCCGACUUUUCCAGCUUGGCUCCUGCUCAGGGACGAAGAAAGACCCCGACUGAAUUACUUCGUGAACUGGAGUGCCUCGAAAGGUUUCAACAUCGGUGAAGUCUCAUCAUGAGCGGCCCCAGCAUCGACGGACAGGCGCCCGAGUGGGCUCCCGACUCGUGGCGGUCAAAGCCGAUCAAGCAGUGCCCGGAGUACCCAGACAAGGCCGCCCUCGCGAAGUCGGUGUUGGCGCUCAACCGGCUGCCGCCCAUCGUCCACCCGCGCGAGAUUGUUCAGUUGAAGCAGCACCUCCGGGAUGUCGCCCAGGGGAAGGCCUUUCUGCUCCAGGGCGGUGACUGUGCCGAGCUGUUCGACUACUGCGAGCAGAAUGCCAUCGAGUCCAAGAUCAAACUACUCCUGCAGAUGAGCUUGGUGCUUGUCUGGGGCGCCAACAAGCGGGUUGUGCGCAUCGGCCGCAUGGCCGGGCAGUACGCGAAGCCGCGGUCGAGUCCCAUGGAGACCGUCAACGGCCGCCAGCUGCCGUCGUUCAGGGGGGACAUCCUGAAUGGCUUCCAUCCGGACGAGCGGGAGCUGGACCCUGACAGGCUAGUCAGGGCCUACCAUCACUCCUCAGCCACUCUGAACUACAUCAGGGCAGCCCUCGCCUCUGGCAUUGCCGAUCUGGACAAACCCCUCGACUGGGGUCUCGGCCACGUGCGCGAUCCGGUGCUCAAGGCGAAGUACGAAAAGGCCGUCAACUUCCUCAAGGACAUGCGGAGCUUCAUGCACACCAUUGGCGCCGAGAGCGACAAGUUUCACACGGUUGACCUGUUCACCAGCCAUGAGGGCUUGCUCCUCGAGUACGAGCAGCCGCUGACCAGGCUGCUCGACGACCCGACGUCGCCCGCCUCGCGGCCCAAAAAGACAUAUUACAACACGUCGGCCCACUUUCUCUGGAUCGGCGACCGCACCCGGCAGCUGGACCACGCGCACGUCGAGUACUUCCGGGGCAUCGCCAACCCGCUCGGUGUCAAGGUUGGGCCGACGACGCCCACAUCAGACCUGCUCGCGCUGCUGCGCACGCUCAACCCGUCGCGGGAACCGGGCAAGAUCACGCUCAUCACGCGCUACGGCGCCGACAAGGUAGCGUCCCUACUUCCCGCACAUAUCCGGGCCGUCGAAGACAGCGAGUACGCGCGCACGGUGGUGUGGCAGUGCGACCCGAUGCACGGCAACACGCAGUCGGUCAGCGGGGGGAUUAAGACGCGGCGAUUCAGCGACAUCUUCAGCGAGCUGCAGCAGACGCUGCGCAUCCACAAGGAGCAGGGCAGCUACCUCGGGGGUGUGCACCUCGAGCUCACGGGCGAUGCCGUGACCGAGUGCCUCGGCGGGAGCGAGGGCCUGGACGAGGAUGACCUGUCGACCAACUACACCAGCUUCUGCGACCCGCGGCUGAACGAGAAGCAGGCGCUGGAACUGGCCUUCUUGAUUGCCGAUCACUAUCGUAGCGAGAGGGAGGAGGAGUUGGCUUGAGCUCUGUUUCUGGGGGUCUUGGUAUGAUAUGCGUGAUUUUAUCUCCCUUGGGUACCGAGUGUGAGGACACAAUGGGAUGCACAAUUGGAUGGCAUAAAGCCUACUUGCAAUAUUCACCGGCAGGACUACCUACAUGAAUUGCAGGCCUUCCCGUCCCCGCUGAUUCCACCGCUUCACAGGGCAGCCAAUGUAAACAACACGUAGGGCUACGAGCUCGGUCGGCUUCACGUGUGCAUGCCGUCAGACCUGUUGCUUGCCUUCCUUAUAGCUUGUACCCCGAAAAAUGGUUACCGACAUUGCUAGGGGUUGGGUUGCACAGCCUAAGGAUGCACCUUGCCGUGGGCAUUAGGCGUGACUGUACGGUGACAUUGGCCCACUUCCAGACGAUCGAACGAGAGGCGAGAGGGGUAAAGGGGACAUGGAGCUGGUAGGAGCUUACAGUC
This is a messenger RNA of Parathielavia appendiculata, 2070 nucleotides long. RefSeq names its product DAHP synthetase. The coding region runs from base 224 to 1627 and encodes 467 amino acids. Gene Ontology annotation, molecular function: 3-deoxy-7-phosphoheptulonate synthase activity. The transcript has 2 exons. Gene Ontology annotation, biological process: aromatic amino acid biosynthetic process. NCBI's taxonomy places the organism in Eukaryota, Fungi, Ascomycota, Sordariomycetes, Sordariales, Chaetomiaceae. The record is from RefSeq and is a predicted model, not a curated record.